AUGUCAAGAGUUGUCAAUUCUAGACCAUAUAAAAAUCAACGUCCUAAUAGCACCUAUCUAUUCAACUUGAAUCAGCUUUUCGUUACUUUAUCCUCAAACGCCACCCGGGAGAAUGGAUUUUACAACUACACUGUUGGCAGCGGCCCUCCCAACACCGUCUACGGUCUCUUUCUAUGUAGGGGCGAUGUUAAGGCUGAUGCCUGCCAACAGUGUGUGGAAACUGCUACAAGUGAAGUCCUACAACGUUGUCCCAAGGAAAAAAGGGCAACUAUCUGGUACGACUAUUGCACGUUACGCUACUCGAAUGAAUCUUUAUUCUCCAGGCCGGAGCAGUCGGUCAGUUCAACCCUGUCUAAUAAGAAGAACAUUACAGAUGAACCCGACAGGUUCAGACAAUUAUUAGGAGAAACUGUGAAUGAAGUAGCAUCAGAAGCUGUAAAUAAUAAUCCCUCCGGUGAGAAGUUUGCUACAAAAAUAGCUAAAUUCACGGCGUCUGAAAGCCUGUAUACACUGGCACAGUGCAUGCCAUAUCUUACGAGUGGUGAUUGCGACUUCUGCCUUAAAAUUGCUAUCCCACAAUUAAAAACAUGUUGUGAUAAUAAGAAAGGAGGAAGAGUUAUUGGUGAAAGCUGUAAUAUUAGGUACGAGGUUUACUCCUUCUUUAGUUCUACUGUGGCCCCUGCACCACCGCGUACUCCAAAUAUUCCUCCUAUUCAGCCAUCGCCUUCCUCACCUUCUUCAACCAGUCAAGGAAAUGGAGGAAUUUCAAAACAAGUUAUUAUUGCCAUCGUUGUACCAAUUCCUGUUUCCUUUGUGUUUUUUUUCAUAAUCCGCUGCUUCGUGACAAGGAGAACAAGGAAGAAAGCUUACGAUGCCUUCAAUGAGGAAAAUGACGAAGGAAACGAGAUUUCGUCAGUUGAAUCCUUGCAAUAUGACUUGAAUGCUAUUGCGCUAGCUACCAACAACUUUUCCGCUGACAACAAAAUUGGUGAAGGAUUAGAGCUUAAAAAAUCAACGGCUAUUGAUGUACAGUCUUGGAAGCUUUGGAGAGACAAUAGACCGUUGGAAUUGAUGGAUCUAACAUUACAAAACGCGUAUGCUAGUAAUGAAGUAAUUCGAUGCAUUCAAAUUGGCUUGCUGUGUGUUCAAGAAGAUGCUGAUGAAAGACCAAACAUGGCUUCAAUACUUUUGGCGCUCAAUGGUUAUUCGGCCCCUCUUGCUAUUCCUCGUCAACCGGCAUUUUUUCAUAGUAGUAAAACACAGAGCUUGCCCAUAGUGCAAGAUUUGGACAAAUCCACGUCAAACUUGGCAGCCUUCUCUCCAAAUGAAGUAUCAAUUACUGAAUUACAUCCAAGAUCGUAA
Fraxinus pennsylvanica is the source of this 1362-nucleotide messenger RNA. Lineage: Eukaryota; Viridiplantae; Streptophyta; Magnoliopsida; Lamiales; Oleaceae. The record is from the annotation of a GenBank genome assembly.